GACAAUAGUAGUAGUUCUGCUAGGAAAGGAAGCUAAAAGUCACGCCUGUGCUUUGAUUCCUUUCUGCUAGGAUUGUCAAAAUGCUGCUUCCGGUCAGCAGCCGCACUCGGAUCAAGCGCAGUGGCAUCAGCCCUUUGCAUUUGGCAGCUGAGUGCAACCGCGACGAUGUCUUGGAAGAGCUGAUCGAUGCCGGCUUUGACGUGAACUCCACCCUCUCUGAUGAGCGCGCCCGCCUCUAUGAGGAUCGGCGCACCUCUGUUCUCUACUUUGCUGUUGUUAACAACAAUGUCUAUGCUACUGAGCUGCUGCUUGAGGCUGGGGCAAAUCCCAAUGUUGACCUCAUCAGCCCACUGCUCAUUUCCAUCCGCCAUGGCUGUGUGAAGACAAUGAAGCUGCUUCUGGAUUAUGGUGCCGAUAUAAAUCCUUAUAUUUCUUCCCACCCUACUACUUUCCCUGCUACCGUCAUGUUCUCUAUGAAGUACCUUGCUCUGCUGAAAUUCCUGAUGGAUAUGGGCUGUGACGCCUACUCCUGUUUCCAGUGUCAGUAUGGGUGUGGCCUCCAUCCUGCCAUAGAAGUUAGGAGGGACAGGUAUAAUGAUCCCCUGGUGGAGAAACAGCCAAAUCCCGUACAGGUAUGCAUAUUUGUUGGAGAAAUGUGUGCAGCAUAGUGGUUGUACAGUCUU
Molecule: messenger RNA, 683 nt
Organism: Gekko japonicus
Lineage: Eukaryota; Metazoa; Chordata; Lepidosauria; Squamata; Gekkonidae
Product: ankyrin repeat and SOCS box protein 2-like
Exons: 1
Coding region: 81-668 (195 amino acids)
Cellular component (GO): cytoplasm; nucleus
Molecular function (GO): protein binding
Source: RefSeq, a predicted model, not a curated record